AAUAUUGACGAAAAAUUAGUUUAUAUGGAAGAUUUAGAAAAAAGAAAAGAAGUAUAUGGAAUAUGUGAAGAAUGUAACGAACCUGGUACAGGAAAAGGAUGGUGUAAACCUUGUAAUGCUAAGAGAUUUGAGAAAAAUUUUAAAAAUUGGACUAGUAGAAAAGAAGAUAUUGAUGAAUUAAUACAAGAUUCACAGCUUAAUGCUGUGCAUUCUACAAAAUGUCUCGAAUGGAUACCUUACGAAAAAUUUCAAAAUAUUACUCAUAUUAUUGAUGGAGGCUUUAGCAGAAUUUACUCAGCUACCUGGCAAGAAGGGUAUAUUUGUUAUUGGGAUAUUGAAAAACAUGAUUGGAAUAGGAUUCCUGAACAAGUCGCAUUAAAGGUUUUGGAUAUUUCUUCUGAAAAUACAAACUUUUUGAAUGAGGUAAUUAUAAAAUAUAAAGAUGAUUUUGUAUUCCAUUAUUUAAAUUAUUUUGAUCAAGUAAUUUUGUUUUAA
This is a messenger RNA of Rhizophagus irregularis DAOM 181602=DAOM 197198, 495 nucleotides long. NCBI's taxonomy places the organism in Eukaryota, Fungi, Glomeromycota, Glomeromycetes, Glomerales, Glomeraceae. The record is from RefSeq and is a predicted model, not a curated record.